This is a messenger RNA of Trypanosoma conorhini, 7350 nucleotides long. RefSeq lists its product as uncharacterized. Bases 1 to 7350 code for a protein of 2449 amino acids. The transcript has a single exon. NCBI's taxonomy places the organism in Eukaryota, Euglenozoa, Kinetoplastea, Trypanosomatida, Trypanosomatidae. The record is from RefSeq and is a predicted model, not a curated record.
AUGGAGGACUGGGCGUACUUUGCACCUACGAGGCGGUGCCUUCGCGUCUUUACGGAUCGUUCCGUUGCCGCCGCUGACUUGGAGCAGCACUGUGGUCAGCUGCUCGACUACGCCGCGGCUGACACGAUUCACGCGGCGCCCGUGGCGUCUGUGGAGGAAAGUGCCUUCGCCGGUCAGUUGGUGGCCAAUGCGGGGCUGGAGCGUGCGCUGGUUGGGGUUUCGUAUAUAGAGCGAGGCGUGAGCGGGCUGUACCUUGACGGGGUGACGGCGUGGGAGCCGUCGCUGGCAGAACGCCUGUGGGCCGUGGGUCAGCCCACGCGCGAGAGCGGUUGCGUCGUCGUUGACGCCGCGGGGGCAUGGCACACCUUCCCCUGCGGCACACCGGCCAGGGCGUAUGCGUGCGCGUAUCGGGCGGGGGCAGUUCACCCGCCGGCGAGCACCCCCGCGCCGACGAACACAACAACAUGGCCGCUGGAAACACGCGUCGCGUCGCUUGCAGGGGCGGUGCACUUGGUGGUGGCGGCCGGCACUGUGGGGACCUACACCGUGGCCGGCGCGGGAGGGUCGACGGACGGGCUGCUGCUCAUGUUUGCCCCGGAUCUGUCGGAGGUCGUCGCGAGUGUGGGCUGGAGCGAGAUUGCGGUGGUGUCGCCGUGUGGCGGCGGCUACACAAAACAGGAGUACAUCUUUGCCGUGAUGCAGGGCGUGGUGACGGUCACCCACCCCGCCGAGGCAAUGCGGGGGCGCGUGUGUGUUUCCGACGAUGGAGUGCACUACCUGCCGGCAGGCAACCUCACAUUUGAGGUGGUGGAUGCGGCCCUGCGUGGAUUUAUCCCGCAGCCGCCGUCCCCUUCACCGGAGGAGGAAGCGGCGGGCGGAGGAGGAGGAGGGGGCGGGAGCAACCGCGGCGGCGGAAACGCGUCGAUGCUCAUCUCCCAAGCGGUGGGUGUCCGCCUCGGGUCCAGCGGGGCGCUGCGGCUCGCCGUUCACCACCGCCGCCCCGGCGCCGGCGCGGGGAUUUCGCGCCUUCGCUUCUCCUCCUCCCCCGACUGCACGGGCGGCCGCUACCUCCUCGCCGGCGAGAGCUGCGUCGUCGCCGCGCCGGAGCCCGGGCGGCCCCUGGUGACGUACCAGCGCGCCGACGUUGUGCCCGCCAGGGGCGUUCGCCUCGACCCAGCCGCGCCGGCAGCGGCGGCGGCGCCCACGGAGUUCUUCGUCUGCGUCGCGGCGUUCACGCGCGUCCCUCCGCCGCAGUUGUCGAACAGCAGCGCCACCGGGUGGAGCACGCGGCCGCCGCACGAGCGUCUCUUUCCCGCCGCUGCUGAGUCCGGCGUGGGCUACGGGAGGGGGCUGGCUGCAAACCCGUCCUCCUCGCUCUCCGCGGACGGCCAGCCGGUGCGGCUCUACACCCUCGCACCCCGCCUGCGGGUGUACGUCACUCCCCCGCACGUUGCUCUUCGCGGCAUGUGGGCGCUACCGCCCUCUGGCCUGGAAUCCGACGGCGUCUUUGACGCCGCGUCACUUGGGCCCGCCGCGACGACGCUUGCGGUGCCGCAGUUUUCAUCGCCGGUCAUCGUCCUUGACGGCGAGGGGCUGCGGGAGGGUAUGGCGCUGCUCCUCGCGCGAGAGCCGGCGUCGUGUGCGAGGCGGCAGCCAACGUCGGGGCGCACUCCGGCCGACGCCCCUGUGCCGGCCGCACUGGACACGAUGCUCGCCGUUAGCACUCUCCUGCCCUCACGGCGGGCUUUGCGGGCCGCCGGCGUCGCGGGGCAAACGCGCGUGGCAUUUGUUCAACUCAACCUCAACCACACCGGACUGUGGGGCAUGGCACCCGGCGAGGCAAACCUGACGUGGCACCUGUGUUUCGCCUAUACGCCCCUCUCGCGGUUUGUGCCGCUUGCGGGCUUGAAGAUCAUCGUGACGCGGGCCCGCAUCGUCGCCGCGGCGACGCACGAGGGCCACGGCCUAGACGUUGACGUUGACGGUGACGACGGCAGCAGCAGCAGCGCCACCGCCGCUUUCCCGCAGCUGAAUAUUGGCGUUGGAUUCAGCGGCCUGCUGCGAUUGUGGGGCCUUGCGGCGCACAUGUGGUCCCCCAGCACGCUUAACGCGGCGGAGGUUGCCUUUGCGCAGUCGCCGCCGGGCAACGCGGCCGCGGCGGAACCGGCGCUUCAGUGCAGCAACACGUCUCUCUUUUACCGUCAGCGCUCCUUGGGCAUCGUUACCCCCCGCGGCACCGCCGCCCCCGUCCCGCGUCCUCCGCCCACCACCGGCGACGCUGCGGCAGCGACGCGGGCGCAGCUGCAGCAAGAGCCGGCGUCCGUGGUCGUGAUUCCGCCCGGGUUUUUCAACGAGGAAACCACGCGUCGUAUGCGUCUCUGCCUGUCGGUUCCGAUGCCCUUUGAGAACAGCCGACGUGUGUUUUUCCCCACCGCCGCCACCGUCGACGUCCACCCCGUCGAGGUGCGCUUCAUCGGGCCCUACGCGGCACAUUUCCCCGCCGCGGCGGCAGUCGCCCGUCUGACGCGUGUGGAGGUGGCUGAAAACGUCCAAGACGUGGUGCUUCCGCUUUUUGGCUACGGCCUGCGUGAUGACAUGCUGCUCUUCCUCGCAGGGGGGAGGUGUCACCCGCCGGUGGACGAGGCGGGAGGCGCAUACUUCGGUCGCGUUAGCCGCAUGAACUUCACCAUCCUGCGCCCCUACGAUGUGCCGCCGAACUACCGACGGCCGAACGCCGCACGCAGUGCGGCAGCCACGAGCGACUUUUUUAUCGCGCUAAACAUCACACACACCGCAGCCCUUGUGGCGGAUCGCGUGUUUGGCGCGGCGCGGGAUCCGCUCCUUCUCUGCCUCUACGCGCCAGGCACGCGCCGCGCGGUGUACCCGCUCGGAUUUACGUUUGUCGUGCGUCGCCCGUACAUCACGUCGAUGCGGUCGAUUAAAGCACCGUCGCCCCCGCAGCGGGAGGCGGCGCCGGUGGCGGUGGUGUACGCCUCCCGCCUCGACCUCGUUGUGGAGGGCUUCGGCCUGCACGAGGGCGAGGCGGCGUUCGUCCCAGCGGUGGACUGCAGCAACGCGACGAGUUUUCUCUGGCGCAGCCCCGUCCGCGCCUCAGGGGUGCCGUCGAUGGCUGUCACGGGCGACGCCGCGGCUUCCGCCGCCCGCUACGUGAACCCUUUCACCUCCAUGUCGUCGUGGUUUCUCUCCCUCACGCAGGCGCAGACGGCACGCAUCGGGGCACGUGCGCCGGACGGCGACGUCGUUGACCGCUUCCAGUGGUGUGUGCGCUACCGGGACGCGGAUGCCGCGGCAGACGCCACGGAGUGGCGCAGCGGGUUUGUGCCAACCGGCAUUCCCUACCGGCUCACGAUUCCCCGCACCGACGGGUUUCGCUUUGGCGGGCGCACGCUGAAGCGCAUCACACGCAAGCGGCGGCACCCCACACUGGGGCGGUGGGAGAGCCUACAGCUCGCUGGACCGCUGAUCUCCCACACCCUCGCGCAGGGCAACCCACUUUUUCUGUUUCUCGCGGAGGAACCGGCGGCGUGCACGGCGCCCAACAACAACUCCCUCCUCGGCAGCAACAGCUCCGAGCGCCUCCUCGUCGCGGUCAACGGCUCUGUGAUUAUCCUGCCAAAACUGUUGACCCGCACGGGGACCUUCAAGCUCUGCGCCAGCGCCGUCUACCCGGAGCGGCGGCCUUCCGAGGAGGGAACCGAGGCGGCGCCCCAGUUCUUUGAGCUCACCGGCCUGCGCAUCGAGCUGGUGGAUCCCGUCUACGCCGUCUUUUCGCUGAACCGCACGGACCACGUGACUGUGGAGCAGGGUCAGCACUGGACGCUGCCAAUCAGCGGAUCGGGCCUCUCCAACAUGUCACUUGUGCGCUUCCGCCCCAUCGGCGCCAAUUGCAGCACGCCAAUGCCGCGCGAUUUGGACGAUGUGGCUGUGCUGAACGUGUUUGAGGGUUUAAAGUUCUUUGGGGAACUCGUGACGCCUGCCCAGACGGAGUCCGACGAAGACGACGACGACAGUGGCGGUCCGCACUACGUUGUGCUCGGACGCGACCUCAUCCGCGGCCUCGCGGUGCGGGAGCACCGGCUGUGCUUCAAGCCCGACCGCUCCACGCCUUGGAUGGGCUCCGAGGUCGUGCUGAACGUGCACCCCCACGUGCGACGGCCCACGCGCUACGCCUACUUUAGUGCCGACGGCAGCGACGACGUCGUCGCAGCGACGGCGCUGCCGCCAACGAAGCUUGCGCUGGCGUGGCUGACGCGCGAGAGGGACACGACGAACAUUGUGGGCGCCGUGGCCCGGGAGGUGGCGGUGGCGCUCUGGUGCCGCGACGGCGCGGCACCGGAGGCGGCCGCCGUGGUGCCGUGUGGCAGCUGGAGGCGUGUCAUGUUUGUUCGGCCGCUCGACGACGGCGUCCGCGACCGCGACCCGUGCUUCGUGGACUUUGAGGCCAACCAGUCGGCGACGGUGCUCGGUCCCUACGUGCUUGACGACGGUGUUCUCACCAUCCCACGCGCGGUGAGCCGCAACGCAAGUUUCUACCCCAACUCCACGCAGCCGUGGAUUAUGUGCCUGGAGACCGCGGCGGAGCGGUGGCGGGAGCCCGUCCACCCGCUCCUGCAGCUGCAGUACACGACGGCGACCCCGGUGGGGUUCCGCCGCAGCCCUGAUGACGCCAGCAACACGACGGCGACGUUUCUCGGCGCGCUACGGCGUGACGCGGGUCCGCCGCAGGACCGCACCGGACAGGAGGGCAACCGGACACUGACUCUCCACAUGGGGGAGGAAAGCAAAGUAUUUUACCUGAAUGGCUAUGGCAUUCAGCGCGGUUUCAUGCUGCGCUUUGGGGCGCGCUGCGACGACGGCGACGACGACGGCGCGGCGGCGGCGGCAGCGGCGCAGGGGCUGAACAAUACUCUGCUGUACGAGGCGCCCCUCACGCUCGAGGACGACCACGGCGUGUUUCUGCUUCCCGCCACGCACUUUGCCCGUCCGGAGGCGCCGACGCCGAUGUGCCUCUCCACCAACGGAGGCGCGUCGUACGCGCGGACGAACCUUUCCUUGACCGUCCUCCCGCCGCGCUUGCGGCGCGAGCCGCCCGCGGCUGAGUCCGACAUCGCCGAGCUUGCCUUCCGCCGCACGCUCGUUGUGCCACGGCUGAGCAAAGGCGCGGUGAGCCUCGCCAAUUUGACCGCCGACGACGAGGACGACAAGACGACUAGCGGCGUGAGCCAGCGAGCGGGGCGAGGCCGUGCCUUUGCGGUGGGGACGCGGGUGUUGUUUUCCUCGGCGUGUCACGAGAGCCGUGAGGGGCUGCCUGUCACCCUGGUGACGGCGCCCGGCGUCCUCACCCUGACGGAGGCGCACACGCGGGUUGCCACCAAAGGGCGGCUGCACAUGUGCGUGGACACCGCCAGCGACGAAGGUGGCGACCGCGGCGGCGCAGGCAGUGGUGCGGCGGCAGAAGACGCGGGGGAAAAUGCGGGCGCCACGCCGCUCCACGCGUUCCGCCCUUCGGGUCUCUUCCUCUACGUGCUGAAUGUCGCGGUGACCUCCGUCUCGCUGCAUCAGCCCGUACCGAACGUGGUGGCGGAGCAGAACGGCAUCCGCCACCUCGUGGUUCGCCGCGGCGCUGCGCCAGUGAUGCUCCUCGCCACCGUCGAGACAGCCGCGCGCGACGCCGCGGCGGCGGUGGGCGACGCCUGCAGCGCGGAGGAGCGGUACAUGCGCAUGCUCAACGCCCCUGGGGCCCUGGCGCUCUUUCGUCUGGCGAAGUUCCAGCUGGGCAGACCGUGCGGCGCCCCAGACCCGCAGCAGCCGGCGGCGUCCACCGCCGCCGCCCUCUCCGCACUGACCGCCACAUUUGACAACAACAGCGUGCUGCACGUCGCGACGGGCGAGGGCGCCGAUGCGGUGGGCUUCGCGGUGCCGUUGCACCUCGCAGGCAACGAAACCGUGGAGCCAUCCGCGCCCGCCUCGCUCUGCUUCUCCGUCGACGGCGGCAGGCACUACGUGUCGGUUGGAAUUUCCUACAUCGCCGUCUCCUGGGCCCCCACACUCCGGGUGCGGCUCUCCACGCGGGUGGAGGAGCCAGAAGGGGAGGCAGGGGGCAACCAGUCUGUCCUCUCCAGCGUCACGCACGUGUUUGAGCAGACGAGUCACGUUGGAAGGCUGGUCGACACACGCUACAGCACCGACCUUUCCCCCGCCCACGACGACCCCCUGCUGCGCCGCUACUUGAACGGCUUCACCACUGACGCGCUCUGGUGCGGCUUCUUGCAGAAUGCCGGUUUUGCGAGCGGUGGGGAGUUGUACCUUCCGGCGCUAACCAUAGGCGGCGAGCAGCGUGAGAGGAGCGCCUUGCUCUUCGCCGUGAAUGCCCUGCAGCGAGACAUACCCACAGGGCUCACGCUGCAGCUGGAGCCCAUGGCGCUUCACUGCAUCGGCGAGGUCGCGGCGGCCGCGCAGCAGGUGCAUCGGCAGUCCACGGGGUGGUUGUUGCCCAUCGCAGGUGCGUGCGGGCGCAGCGUUCAGUCCGGCGUGACGGUUCGUCUGGUUGACAGCAGUGUGAGUUCCUGCGGGUCGCCGGCGGUUGCCGCCGCCUACGUGAUGGACGUCUUCGUCAUGAAACCGCCUGAGUGGGCUGGCGUCGGUGCCACGCCAACCUCGACGGCACUGCAGCUUCCAACGUUGACACGCUACGUGCCGGAUGGCAGAUACAAGUUGUGUGUCAAGAAGUACUUGCCCUACCGCCUGGGAAGAGCCGCGGUCUUCCUCGACACGGCCGUGGAGCUGGAGGUGACCUCCGCGCUCGGCGUGAACGCGCUUGCGGGGCUGCAUCGCGGGCUGCUGGCGGUGUUUCACGGCAGUGAGGCGGAGCUGCGCGUGCAGGGCUCUGUUGUGCCGUUUGCCGAGGAUGUGUGCCUUGCGUUUGUGCCUGUAGACGUGGGCAAGCACCACAACGACGCCGACGCCGUGUGCGGGGAGCUGCAAGCGAGCUUCGACAGCCGCGGCGGCCGUGGCACACUUCCCACGUUGUGGAAGCGGGUGACGGCGGCGGCUGGAGGCGGGUUCGUGCUUCGGUUGCGGCCGCGGGAGCUCGUCUCGGUCGCCCCCCGUCGCCCUGUACCGCGUCUGCUACAGCGUCGACGGAGGCGUUCGUUUCCACCCCGCCGGGGAGGCGCCGUCUUUCCUGCAGCUGACGGUCCUCCCGCCCACCAUCCUUGCACUUUCGGCGCAGCACGCGGGACAGCCGUACAACCGCAGCAGUGUGACGGCCACCGCCCUGCGCCUGCAGCGCUUCACCGAGCACGACGCUUCGCCGCCCUCCGAGCCUGA